Molecule: messenger RNA, 1123 nt
Organism: Hordeum vulgare subsp. vulgare (domesticated barley)
Lineage: Eukaryota; Viridiplantae; Streptophyta; Magnoliopsida; Poales; Poaceae
Product: PRA1 family protein B6-like
Exons: 1
Coding region: 159-917 (252 amino acids)
Biological process (GO): vesicle-mediated transport
Cellular component (GO): endoplasmic reticulum; Golgi apparatus
Source: RefSeq, a predicted model, not a curated record
CACAAAUAGCCGGACGGGGACGACGACUCCUCCCUCACCAGCGAAGCAAACCCCACCUCGAUUCCUAUUCUUCCUCUUCCUCUUCCUCCCCCCACCACUUUCCCCCCAACCUCCCCCAGAUUCCACCGCCAGCCACGACCUCCCUCCUCGCCCUCGCCAUGCGCAACUCCGCCUCGGCCCCUCCGGCCGCCGCCAUGUACGGCUCCUACCCCGCGCCCCCCGCCUCCUCCGCCGGCUACGCCAAGAUCCCCACCUACCCGCCGCCGCCCUCCUCCUACCCCAACCCCAGCCCCGUCCCGCCCGCGGCCCCGGCCCCGAUCCAGGACCCCACGGCGCCGCCCUCCUCGCUCGCCAAGGCGGCCGAGCUCGUCACGCGGUUCCGGGAGCAGGGCCAGGCCCUCAUCGCCGCGCGCCGCCCCUGGGCCGAGGUCUUCCGCUCGCCGGCCUUCUCCAAGCCGCCCAACGUCGGGGAGGCCGUCUCCCGGAUGCGCCGCAACACGGCCUACUUCCGCGCCAACUACGCUCUGGCCGUCCUCGCCGUCGUCGCCGCCUCCCUCUUCUGGCACCCGGGCACCCUCUUCGCGCUCCUCGCGCUCUGCGCCGCCUGGUUCUUCCUCUACUUCGCGCGCCCCGCCGAGGGCGGCCAGCCGCUCCGGAUCUUCGGCACCGAGUUCGACGACGGCACCGUCCUCGCCUUGCUCUCCGGGGUCACCGUCAUCGCCAUGCUCUUCACGGACGUCGGAUGGAACGUUGUCGGCUCGGCCAUGAUCGGGGUCGCCCUCGUGGGCGCCCACGCCGCGCUCAGGUCCACCGACGACCUGUUUUUGACCGAGCAGGAGGCCGCCGGCAACGGGCUGGUGGCCGCCGGCUUCAGUGCUGCUGGACCCAUCUUGCCCACUUAUGUCCGCAUUGGUUGAUUGUGCAGUCUGGCGUGGUGGCAUAAUUGGUGCUCCAAUCUUCUUUCUUGAACCAUCUCGGUUUGUAUUCUUGUUUGCAAUUGUGCAUUGGCAAUUCUGGUUCAUAUAUGCAGCACAGUAUCUAUUGGUUGAUGUGUUGGUUUGUAAAAAAAACUAGAUUGGCUUGUGAUUUAGACUCAAUAGUAAUAAUUUAGUAAUGUGUGCAA